Centropristis striata (black sea bass) is the source of this 768-nucleotide messenger RNA. It is a transcript of the gene mespaa, whose product is annotated as mesoderm posterior aa. Gene Ontology annotation, biological process: regulation of transcription by RNA polymerase II; heart morphogenesis; somite rostral/caudal axis specification. NCBI's taxonomy places the organism in Eukaryota, Metazoa, Chordata, Actinopteri, Perciformes, Serranidae. Gene Ontology annotation, molecular function: DNA-binding transcription factor activity, RNA polymerase II-specific; RNA polymerase II cis-regulatory region sequence-specific DNA binding; protein dimerization activity. Gene Ontology annotation, cellular component: nucleus. The transcript is spliced from 2 exons. The coding region runs from base 1 to 768 and encodes 255 amino acids. The record is from RefSeq and is a predicted model, not a curated record.
AUGGAAGUGUCCUACUCCUCCUCUAAUCUCCAGCUCCAGGACAACCCGUUCCUGUUUGACUGCAACUCCCUGCUGGACAAGUCUUAUGAACCUCUGGCCUACGAUCCAGCCUCGGACCCUGGUUACUUCAGCGCUGGCAGCAGCUUGUCUCCCACUUCUUCUGUGGACUCCUUCUGCUUCUCCCCCACCGCCUUCAAGGCCGCUGAGAACGCUUUGGACUGUUUCGUCUUCAAAAGCCCAGCGGCGCCUCUUCUUAGCUGCGAGACACAGCCUCUGCCCUGCUCCAGAUCCUCCACAACCACCUCCACCACAAAGAAAUCCAGAUCCAGGUAUCCGGGGAAGAAGCGCCAGACCGCCAGCGAGAGAGAGAAGCUGAGGAUGAGGGAUCUGACCAAGGCCCUGAAUCACCUCAGGACAUACCUGCCGCCCUCAGUGGCACCGGCCGGACAGACCCUGACCAAGAUCGAGACUCUCCGCCUCACCAUCCGCUACAUCUCCUACCUUUCAGCUCAGCUGGGCCUCAGCGAGGAGGUGCUGGAGCAGAGAUCGUCUGCAUUUGUGGAGCAGCAGCAAAACCUCAGCCAGUUCCUGGAUCAGCCAACAGCCAGCUACAGCACGCAAGAACCAGAAUGUACCAGCAUGAGCACAGCCCAGCUGUCCCCUCUGCAGCCCUCGUAUCAGAUUUCAAGUGGAGUUUGCUUCACCAGCGAGCAGUUCUGGAUGCCACAGCAGCAACUUGAAAAUGUUGCUUUCUCUGGACACUGCUGA